Messenger RNA from Symbiodinium sp. CCMP2592, 1458 nucleotides. NCBI's taxonomy places the organism in Eukaryota, Dinophyceae, Suessiales, Symbiodiniaceae. The record is from the annotation of a GenBank genome assembly.
AUGCCGCCUUGCCGUCCCACCAUCCGGUGCCCCAAAGCCCCCAAGGAAGCAAAAUUACUGGAGGUGGAGAUCAGGGACUUCCUGCGGCGAAAUGCCGCGAACUGUAGCAUCCAAUCCAUCUUCACAGCGCUUGCCGCCAGCGAUACGUUCCUUUCGACAUUCUACGGCCGCAUGCCUUUCGUCAUCGGCUGUGCCGACGCCGUCUCGGAGACGUGGACUCUGGAGGAUCAGCUGAAGCUGUUGCAGCCCGGGAGUUACCCCUCCUUCGCCGACAAGCCAGACCUGCACAAGGAGGUCGUCAAACUGUCCGGCUACUCUCGCUUCACCCACUCGGCAAUCGGCCAGCUCAAGGCACACUCCUUCAUGGCACAAGACAAUGUGACGGCCGACAAAAAGGUGACUGAAGAAACGUGCGAGAACCUCACUGAUGAGCUUGUCCGGGAGCGUGUGAAGAACAGCACUUGGGUCUUAUCCAGUGGCAACUCCCUCUCCCCGCGCCUUGCCGAGGUCUGCCAGUCUUUGCAGUCGGCUUUCCAGCUUCCCUUCAUCACCCUGAAUGUGUACAUCUCGCACCUGGACGCACCCGUCACUGCGCCGCUGCACACGGAUCGCUUUGACUCCUUCAUCAUGCAGACUGAGGGAUUCAAGCGCUGGCGGAUCUUCGGGACGAGCAGCGCGGUCCCAGCAUGGCCAGUCCUGGAUUCCGGGAUGACGGACAGGGGGAAGGCCGGAGAUGUCCUUUACCUGGAGCAGGUUGGCGACAUGCUGAUCGACGAGACUCUCGCACCCGGUGAUGUUUUAUACCUCCCUCGAGGUUUCCCUCAUGCCACCAGCACUUUUGGCCUGUCGGAUGAGGUAAAGAAGCGCGGGAGUCAGAUGGGGUCGCCCUACUCGACGAGCCUGACAGUAAGCCUCCUCUUGGAGUCUGUGGGUCUCACCAUGGACAAGGCAUUUCGGUGUGCUGCAGGCAUGCACGAGGGCCGCAACCACCUGGGUCAGUGCUUCAGCGCUGAAGAGGUGCUGCGUGCAACACCCGAGAGACAGUCAAUGAGGGCAGUGCUGCCCCUUGGAUUCCUGGCCCGCACCGUGGCGCCGGAGUUGAAAGGACAGAACCUCUUGGAAGACUGGGAGAGGCUCGAAGCAACUUGGAUGGAGGGCAUGCUGAAGAAAAUGCACGACCUCGCCGUAGAGUGCGGCUUGGAAAGGUGGCUUCAAAGCUCGGCUGGGAACGGGAUACAGCUCACAAGAACGCUGCAGCAUCUGUGGCGCUCCAUGCCCAUUGCCACGGAGUGGUGCAGAGAGCGCGUGUAUGCCACAGGUUCUAUCCUGAGCCAGAUACCGCCAGACAGCCGCCACGAGGUUGAAGAAAAAGCGCUGAUCGAGUUUCCGUUCUUUCCCGCGGACGGCUUGAUGUUCGCGAAAUCGCCCUCUAUCAACUCUCCGGUGCCCACGCUGUAG